UUAGGUCUAGGCGCCUCUUCUUCAUCCCAUCAGGAAAUUUUACCCUAGUCUUCUUCUUCUUCAGUUGUCCUUCUGCUGGUUUGAGCUCCACAGUCUCCAUUGUUGCAGCGGCUGUUACUGAAGCAGGCAACGACACAAGGGGCAGUCCCAAAUUCAGGGCCGGCACUACAGUUAUGGCAGGAUUCGGUGCAUUUUGUGGAACAAGAGUAAUGGAGAUUGUGAAGAAGAACGAUAAAGGAGGUUUACUUUGGAAGACAAUAAAGCUUACCACCUGUCGUAAAGCCAACGCCAAGAAGCGUCUUCUCCGUGUUUGGCAGAAUGAGGCUGUCUUGAAAGUAUGUAUUGAAUCGCCUCCUACUGAAACUUCCGAACCUGGCUCUGGACAUGUGGGAAUGAAAGACAACAAGAGUGUCUAGUUUUAUUAACCUAGCAAGGCAAAAACAACAUAAAAAAAUUAUUGGUUUGAGAUGGCCAAUGCAUUUCGCAUAAUUCUGCAUUGGAUUGAUUUUCUCUAUUUAGUGUUUCUGAUGAUGUUGAACUCAAUACAGAGAUUUGUUCCUGAUAGUUGCACAAUUAUGUAUAUUGCAUGAGAAUUGUGAACCUGGAAUGUUUAUGAUUCUUGAAAAAGGAGAGUUUUGUUUUCA
This is a messenger RNA of Impatiens glandulifera, 644 nucleotides long. RefSeq lists its product as uncharacterized. The coding region runs from base 174 to 416 and encodes 80 amino acids. The transcript has 3 exons. The record is from RefSeq and is a predicted model, not a curated record. NCBI's taxonomy places the organism in Eukaryota, Viridiplantae, Streptophyta, Magnoliopsida, Ericales, Balsaminaceae.